GGUUUUCAUCUUGCGGCUGACCCAGCCCGCUAGAAUCUUUCCGCGCUGCUUCUCGCCGAGGCGGCUGCGCGGGAAGUCCCCCUUGGACACGGGGCCCAUGACGUUGGUACACGGUACGCCGACGGCCGUGAGCACGAGCCGCCGGCCCUCGUGCGCGAUGUCGUUGUUGUACCACGUCGAUACGAGGACCGACGGAGACCACUUCGUUUCAAACCGCAAAACGAUCGAGAAAACCCGGUUCUUUGCCAUAGCCGAGAUAUUCCCCAAAGCAUCACAUCUUCACAUCCAUUUCGACUCAAAUCUAAGCCCCGACUUCUUGCUUAGCAGUGCUACACAACAGACGCAGAUAUACGACAACCCAUUAGGCAAAAACCACAGUGGUUAUAAGGCCCACAACUAGAAGCAG
This is a messenger RNA of Lasiosphaeria miniovina, 406 nucleotides long. RefSeq lists its product as uncharacterized. Lineage: Eukaryota; Fungi; Ascomycota; Sordariomycetes; Sordariales; Lasiosphaeriaceae. Bases 98 to 400 code for a protein of 100 amino acids. The record is from RefSeq and is a predicted model, not a curated record. The transcript has a single exon.